Manis javanica (Malayan pangolin) is the source of this 1089-nucleotide messenger RNA. It is a transcript of the gene ETV3L, whose product is annotated as ETS variant transcription factor 3 like. Gene Ontology annotation, cellular component: nucleus. Gene Ontology annotation, biological process: cell differentiation; regulation of transcription by RNA polymerase II. Gene Ontology annotation, molecular function: DNA-binding transcription factor activity, RNA polymerase II-specific; sequence-specific DNA binding. The record is from RefSeq and is a predicted model, not a curated record. NCBI's taxonomy places the organism in Eukaryota, Metazoa, Chordata, Mammalia, Pholidota, Manidae.
AUGCACUGCAGCUGCCUGGCCAGUGGCGUCCCUGCCACCCCUGGCAACUCCUGGAUCUCAGGCGUGGCCUUCCCCGACUGGGCCUACAAAGCCGAGUCCUCCCCCGGCUCCCGGCAGAUCCAGCUGUGGCACUUCAUCCUGGAGCUGCUGCAGAAGGAGGAGUUCCGCCAUGUCAUCGCCUGGCAGCAGGGAGAGUACGGGGAAUUUGUCAUCAAGGAUCCAGAUGAGGUGGCCCGCCUCUGGGGCCGCAGAAAGUGCAAACCACAGAUGAACUAUGACAAGCUCAGCCGGGCCCUCAGAUAUUACUACAAUAAGAGGAUCCUGCACAAGACCAAAGGCAAAAGAUUCACUUACAAGUUCAACUUCAGCAAGCUCAUCGUAGUCAACUAUCCUCUGUGGGAGGUGUGGACACCGCCAUCUCCCCACUUGCUGCUGGGCACCCCUGCCCUGUUUUGGCCAGCGCUGGUGCCCAUGGGCAUGCGCAGUGAGCUCCUGCACAGCAUGGUGUUCACCCAUCCAGCCAUAGCGGAGCAGCUGGCCGGGCAGCGGAGCCCCCGAGGGCACCCAGAGGCCUCUGCAGAUAAGAAGAGGAGCAGCAGCAGGGUCCACCGACUUGGCUCUUUCCCAGCCCCAUGCUGGUUUGGCCCUUGCUGCCAUUUGGGGAACCUCCAAGAUGAGACGCCCGGUUUUGCCCCCUUCAUCCCCCCCCUCCCACCGCCUCACCCCUCUGACUGGACCCGCUUCUCAAGGCCCUUCCUGCCCUCUCUCCCCAUAGAGCAGCAAUUCCCAGGGUCCUCCAAGCCGGACACCUGGCUGUUAGGGCCAGGAUGCCCCCCAGGAGCCCAGCAUCUUCCAGGACUCCCCCUGAUGGCUGAGCUGGGACAGGGGGCUGGUGAGAGGCUCAGGCUCUUGUCCCUUAGGCCCGAGGGGCUGGAGCUAAAGCCUGAUCCCAUGACAGGGGCAAAGGGACACCUGGUUCGCAGGGAGGGCUUCCCCUCAGAAACACAUGGACCCAAAACUGGGGAGGAAAGUCCUGCGUCCCCCAGUCUGGAGAACUUCAAAGGAGUGUGGCCCUUGGACCCUCCCUAA